AGAAAAAUAGGGUUAGGGUUUCGCUUUCGCUCCCGCGACCGCAGCUAUGAUAGGCGCUGUGGUGAGGGCGUCGCGGACUCGCAAUGUCACUCGUGUGCUACUCCGGAAUUUAUCAUCGUUCCGGGAAGAAGUGGAUCCCAUGAAUCCCAGCAAAAAGCUCCAGAUUCCAGCUGACAGGUUGUGGUCAGCUCAAACUCAGCUCUCGCUCCAGAAUUUCCAGAUUGGCGGCGAAAGAGAGCGGAUGCCACUGGCGCUGGUGCGCGCUUUUGGCAUUCUCAAGAUGUGCGCUGCAAAGGUGAAUGUCGCGGAUGGUUUGGAUCCCAAGAUCGCAAACGCGAUCGUUCAAGCGGCACACGAAGUCGCACAAGGCGAACACGAUAAUGAGUUCCCGCUCGUGGUGUGGCAAACUGGCAGUGGGACGCAGUCAAAUAUGAACGCCAAUGAAGUGAUUGCAAACCGCGCAGCUGUGAUCCUCGGGGAGCAACCCGGUAAAAAGUUUGUGCAUCCCAACGACCACGUAAACAGAGGCCAGUCUUCAAACGACACUUUUCCUACUGUCAUGCACAUAGCAGCUGUAAGAGAGAUUCACAGCAAGCUGCUCCCGAGCCUUCGAGAGCUGUACAAGACUUUACGUGCCAAGGAGUUUGAGUUUCACGAUAUCGUGAAAAUCGGCCGAACUCAUCUACAGGACGCUGUUCCUUUGACCCUCGGCCAUGAGUUUAGCGGAUAUGCAACGCAACUUAAGUACGGGAUCAGGCGCAUCAAGGCUGCCCUCCCGCGACUGUACCAGCUUGCCCAAGGUGGAACUGCCGUGGGAACUGGCCUCAACACUAAGAAAGGGUUUGACAAGAGGAUUGCUAGCGCUGUUGCGGAGGUGACUGGGCUCCCCUUUGUCACCGCUCCAAACAAGUUCGAAGCUCUGGCUACACAUGAUGCAUGCGUGGAAGCCAGCGGUGCGCUUAACACUAUCGCGGUCUCGCUUAUGAAAAUCGCGUGGGAUAUCGGCAUGCUUGGAAGUGGGCCUCGGUGCGGAUUGGGAGAGCUAAAGCUCCCGGAGAACGAACCUGGAAGCAGCAUUAUGCCGGGAAAAGUCAAUCCUACGCAGUGCGAAGCGUUGAGGAUGGUUUGCGCUCAGGUGAUGGGUAACCACCACGCAAUUUCCAUUGGUGGGUCGAAUGGCAAUUUUGAGCUCAACGUGUUCAAGCCAUUGAUCGCGAAAUGUCUUCUUCAUUCCAUCCAAUUGCUUGGAGAUGCCGUCGAUUCUUUCAACAGGAAAUGUGUGAUGGGGAUUGAAGCCGAUAGAGAAAGAAUUGCGAAGCAUUUGAGUGAAUCGCUCAUGCUCGUUACAGCCUUGAAUCCGAAAAUCGGGUACGACAAAGCUGCUCUAAUCGCUAAAACAGCUCACAAAGACGGAACCAGUUUGAAGGAGGCUUGCCUGAAACUCAAUGCCCUGACGGAGGCAGAGUUUGACGAGAUCGUUGUCCCGGAGAAGAUGGUUGCCACGGAACCUCCCAUGCCGAUCUCAUGCACAACGCUAGUGGGAGGAGUUUAUCGCAAUGGCACGGUGCUCGCUGUGGAUGGCCGCGCGCUGGUCAAGUUGCCGAUGAACGAGGAAGGAGAAAUCGACUUGGCCGCGGUCGAAAGCAUGGAUCCCGAGGAACUCGUCAAGAACCAUGUCUUGUCCGAGGAUUUCCAAAAGAUAUUCAGCCUCAAGAACACCGCAUUCGCGUUCAGCGGUGCUAAACACGAGGCAGAGGACUUUUUCAGUGAUGCCCAAGGAAAGAUGCCUGACGCCGACGGUGUUGAUCUGGCCGAUCAUGCUGCAAAGUUCUUCACCAUGAAACAGGCGGACGAUGUCACCUUGAUCAUCGCGGGGCAGGGCAAAGUUUACGUGGUAGCGCCUCUGUCGACGCAGCUGGGACCAAAGUGCUGGACGUUUAGUCCCCACGAUUGGAAGGUGGUGGGCAGUGGUAGGAGCGUCGCGAGCGAGGUAUUCAAGGGUGACAAGUACGAGCAGAUGGACAGGGAAAAGGUUUUCGAAGAUAUCUGCAAGGUGAUUGAUCACGCCGCUACCAAAGACAAGCUCACGGGCCCAAACAUCUUUGCCUUGUUCUCGGAGAAGAGCCAGAGGGUGAUGAUGGGUCGGGUGGACGGCCAGGUGAAGAUUAUAAGCUCAUGACAAAAUUUUCUUCUUUUUUUUUCCAGCGGAAUAAUCAAGGAAUACUAAAGUUAUAGAUGGAAAUAAUAAACUUCUUAAUUCAGCCCUUUUUAGCUAUAAA
Molecule: messenger RNA, 2279 nt
Organism: Selaginella moellendorffii
Lineage: Eukaryota; Viridiplantae; Streptophyta; Lycopodiopsida; Selaginellales; Selaginellaceae
Product: fumarate hydratase 1, mitochondrial
Exons: 16
Coding region: 47-2179 (710 amino acids)
Biological process (GO): malate metabolic process; tricarboxylic acid cycle; fumarate metabolic process
Cellular component (GO): mitochondrion; tricarboxylic acid cycle heteromeric enzyme complex
Molecular function (GO): fumarate hydratase activity
Source: RefSeq, a predicted model, not a curated record